AGUGCGAGCCGAAGGUUAGGCAUAUGACUAUGAAGAAGAAAUCCCAUGUUCCCAUCCCUUCAAUCUCAAGAAAAUUCUAGUUCAUCAUUUCAACAUGGAGGAAGAAAGACAGAAUUUUUCGGCCAAAGCGGGACCCUUUCCUUGGCUGUUAAUCACCCAAUACAAGCAGGAGCAUAACUUCUCAAUCGGAGCUCAUGGGGACAUUAUCAAGACCAUACCUGAAUUGCGGGACAAGAGAAUCUUUGAUUACAAUGAUGGGUGGUUAACUGUACAUGAUGACAAUGGAUACUCCAUCUUCAAUCCCGCGACCUCAGAAUCCAUUCAGUUCCCUCCGCUCAGUUUUAGGCCUGAUCAAUUCGUCAGCUUCUCUAAUCUUUCAGGUCCCCCUGGUAAUCCUGAUAGCAUGCUUAUUCUAUUUGAGAAGAAUGCUAGUUCUUUCAUAUUUUGUAGAAUUGGGGAUAGGCAAUGGACAGAGCAGCCUGCUAGUGGAGAUUUAGAUUAUAAAGAUAAUGAUGGGGAUUAUCUUAUUAGUCCUGUUUGGUGCAGAGGAAAAUUAUUUAGCCGGACUAGAUUUAGUUUGAAAAUUGUAGAGAUUGAGCGGCUAGUGCAUGAUCAAUUUGUGAUAAGGUUGUUGCCUUUGAGGAUACCUAAAUUUUUGAAAUUUUACAGAAGGUAUUCUGAUUUAAAAAUGAUGGAAUCCGAUGGAGAAGUCUUUAUUGUUAAUGUGGCACUGAGAGAGGGGGAAUGGCGGGAUGGGAGUUAUAAUUUGGAACCUACUGCUGUGGAGGUUCGCAGGCUGGAUUUCUCAAGAAUGGAAUGGGAAAGGGUAGAUAGGGUCAAGGAUAGAGCAUUCUUCCUUGCUAAUAGAUGUCAUUUUUCUUGCCCUGCUGCCGAGCCACUAGUUGAAGAGAGUCAUUUAUAUUUUUUCCCCCCAACAUCUAAAAGCUUCUACUCAUUCAACUUGGAAGAUCAGACUAUUCAUGUUUCUUUUCCCUUCUCAAAUUUACCAACUUCAAAGUGUUUCCCUACCUGGGUGAUGCCACGUUUCAGUGGGGAAACAGAGAAUGACUUAGUUGAAGGAAGAAAGGAGACUGGAGAGAUUUCAAAACAUGUAGCAAUUAAGGAAGAAAAAGAGACAGGAAUAGAAGUUGAAGGAAGAUUUUGUGAGCUUCCUCCAGAUAUACUCUUUGGCAUUUCAAGGCAUCUUGUACUACAUGAUUACACAAGCUUCCGUGGUGUUAACAGAAUGUCCAGAUUGGCAGUGCCUCCAAUCCAAUGGACAAGCAUAGCUUGGGAUAGGUUUGAGUUCAAUGAUCCUCUACCUCCUUGGCUUGUGUUUCCCCAAAAUAAUAUCUGCAAUUUCAUAGAUCCAUUGCGCGGCCAAAGAUACCCUAUGAAGAUCGCUGAUUUUUCUCUGGAAGAAUUCAGAAUAUGCUACUCGAAAGAUGGUUGGUGUGUGAUACUGAGAGAAAAUUCCAUGUUCCUUUGGAAUUCGUUUUCAAAGAAAAUUAUUUGGCUUCCAGAUAUGCUCCACAACUGCGACUCUGUUGUUAACUGCUGUUUCUCAACUUCACCUGAGUCUUCCGAUUGUAUUCUUGUCUUGGGUUGUACUGAGAAUGGAAUAGAGUUUGACAUCGACUACAUCUUUUUAGAAGACAGAGAAUGGCUUAACUUUCUUGCAUUCAACACUGGUGAUGGAUUCUGUCUGACAGAUAGCAAUACUCCUGUAUUCCAUGAUGGGACUUUCUUCUUUCUUGGAAAAGAGGGAAAUUUAGGAGUCUUUGAGUACUUUGAAGUUGUUGAUGUUCUUCAAAAUCCUCAAUGCCCCUGCAACUCUUUUUGUGAAAGCUACUUGUUAGAGUCUAAGGGAAAACUUCUAUCAGUAUUUGUUGGAUCCUUCGGGGAAUGGGUUCGAAUUUUCAGCCUGGAUAUCUCUGAAAUGGUUUGGAUUGAACUUCAAGAUAUAGGAAACCAAACACUGUAUGUCAGCCGCUUUUCAUCUUUCUCCAUGACUGCAACAACUCCAGACAUGAGGAACAAGGUUUACUUCCCUAGAUUUUCUGGCAACAAUCCUGUUUAUUAUUCUCUUGACUCGAAAAGGUUCCAUUCUCAUGGUACAGAAGAUGUUCUUAGAGGCAUUUACAACACCAAUGAACUAUUACUUGGUGCUUGGGUUGAGCUUAAAUGGUAUUAGCUGGAUUGCUUGUGAUCCAUUUUAUUGCAAUAAUGGAUACUGGUUUAUCCAAUUUGCUAGCAUGUAGAUGAUAUUGAUAUGAUAAUAAUAAUUUUGAAUUUUU
Messenger RNA from Rubroshorea leprosula, 2297 nucleotides. Lineage: Eukaryota; Viridiplantae; Streptophyta; Magnoliopsida; Malvales; Dipterocarpaceae. The record is from the annotation of a GenBank genome assembly.